Molecule: messenger RNA, 1128 nt
Organism: Racocetra persica
Lineage: Eukaryota; Fungi; Glomeromycota; Glomeromycetes; Diversisporales; Gigasporaceae
Source: the annotation of a GenBank genome assembly
AUGUCAUAUAACAAUGAUGGUUAUUACCAACCACCUUACUCGUCAGUAUCUUCAAUGCCAACACCAACUCGUACUCCACCACCGAUAGCUGGUGCACCAACAAACCCUUCAACAGCUAUAUUUAAUGCUAUAUUACAUGACAAUGUAGGAUUAAUUAAAUCAAUUUUGAAUCAAACAAAUUAUGAUCUUAAUAAUCUUAGGAACAAAGAUGGAAAAACUCCUCUUAUGGUGGCUGCCUGUAAAAACUGUCCGCUUGUUACUAUGUUUCUAUGUAAUCUAAACAAUUUAAAAAUUGAUUUGCAAAACAAUGAUGGUGAUUCAGCAUUGCACCAAGCUUCUGCUGCGGGAAAUGUUGAAAUCGUUGAAAUAUUGAUUAAUGCAAACGCGCGUGUCGAUUUGCGUAAUAAUGAAAAUAUCACUCCGCUUAUUAUCGCCUCUUAUAAUGGUCACUCCGACGUUUGUCAAACUCUUAUUGAUCUCGGUAAUGCAAAUGUAAAUUUCCAAGAUAAAUCACGUAAAUCAGCCUUAUCCUUGGCAGCUUAUGAAGGACACAUGGAAGUUAUCAAAAUUUUGUUGUCUCGAGGGGCCAAUACCAACAUUAUAGAUGAGUAUGGUUGGACACCUUUAAUGCUUGCGGCGUUUUCAGGUCAUUCAAAUGUGUGUCAUUUAUUGUUGGAAAAUAAUGCUAACAAGCAUAUUACUGCAAAAAAUGGUAAAACUGCUGUUGCUCUUGCACGAGAAGCUGGUCAUCAUGGUACUGCGGAUUUUAUAGAAAAUUAUGUUCCUGGUGUCCCUCCAUCUCUACCAAAUAGAAUCCAAGCUCCUCCAUCAAAUAUUAUUCCAAAGAGUCCAUCUGAUCCGGUACCAUAUUCUGCUCCGUAUGCAAAGAGUGAUUACCUCCAUAUUCCAAUACCAAGUGUGGAAGAUCCUUAUUCAUCACCAAAGGGAUUUAUGAUGCCACUUGAACGCAGAGAUACUAGAAGAUCACUUCAUCCUAAAAAUUCUAGUCGUCACAAAGCCCUAUAUGUUAAUGUAGACGUAAAUUCUACUGGAAAUAAAGUGCCGCAUAUCACCACAGCACCUCAUGUAAGAAAAGACAUGGCUCCUAGAGAUAAGGAAACUUUAUGG